AUGUUGGAUCAGGAAGUAGGCAGAGUCGUUGCAGAAAUACCGAGCCGAGCUCAACGUUAGCGGCCGCUUCCUCGCAGUCGGCCUUUUCUUCCCCAGUUUUCAUCUUUAAUAUUUUCGUUACAUGCGGCGCGCUUCUCUCGUUGAUCGAAGUAGGCGCUUGUCUCCGGAUUCCGUCGUCCCGCAACUCCAGCUAUGACUUCUCUCACGCAGAGAACCUCGGGCCUUGUCCAGCGGAGGACCGAGGCCAUUCGCAGCGCCGCCGCCGAGAAAGACAAGGACUCCGGCGGCGAGGAAGACGAGGCGCGCCGCGGGGAAGAGGAGGAGGAAGACGACAAGGGGGACUCGAAGGAGACCCGGCUCACGCUCAUGGAAGAGGUGUUGCUUCUGGGCCUCAAGGAUCGAGAGGGCUACACGUCUUUCUGGAAUGACUGUAUUUCUUCCGGUCUUCGCGGCUGUAUGCUGGUAGAGCUGGCCCUCAAAGGAAGGAUACAGCUGGAGGCCUGCGGUGUGAGAAGGAAAAGCCUGCUUGGAAGGAAGGUUAUCUGCAAGUCUGAUGCUCCAACAGGGGAUGUGCUGCUGGAUGAGGCCUUGAAGCAUAUUAAGGAAACUCAACCUCCAGAGACUGUCCAGAGCUGGAUAGAGCUGCUGAGUGGAGAGACCUGGAAUCCCUUAAAGCUGCACUACCAGCUGAGAAAUGUCAGGGAGCGUCUGGCAAAAAACCUUGUGGAGAAAGGCGUCCUCACCACAGAGAAGCAGAACUUCUUGCUGUUUGACAUGACUACACAUCCACUCACCAACAGUACAAUUAAGCAGCGCCUUGUCAAGAAGGUCCAGGACUCCGUUUUGGAGAAGUGGGUCAACGAUCCCCAUCGCAUGGACAAGCGGGUCCUGGCCCUCAUCCUCCUGGCUCACUCGUCAGACGUUCUCGAGAACGCCUUCGCCCCGCUGCAAGACGACCAGUACGACGUGGCCAUGAAGAGAGUCCACACUCUGAUUGAGCUGGAGCCUGAGAAGGAGAGUACAAAGCCCAACGCCAACGAACUGAUGUGGGCUGUGGUGGCUGCAUUUACAAAAUGAGAAGGAAAAUACCCCCAAAAAAACACCUGGUUGGUUGGACUGAAAGAUCUGGCUAUGGUCUGUGUUAUUUAAUUGGUUGAAGGACUUAAUGAGACAGACUUCACUUUAAUGAGACAAUCUAUUUUGGGUUGAGGAGCCUGUUUAUACAUCUAUUCUGGAUGGCAUUUGUGGUGGUAGUCCAUAUUAACAGUACAGUCUGGUUGGUGGUGGGCUUCACCAAGUAACAUUUGAUUGGAUGGGAUGGAAUGAAUGACGACAGGCUGUGAUGACUUGAGAGAGGUAAGGUAUCUGCCACUGCAAGGCUGGAAACAUUUAAAAACAUCAACACUACAAGCGGACGGCUUUCUGUCAAUGUAGGAUCACAUCAAAGAGUGGAUAUGGUGGCGAUUAGUGAAUAUGAAGAUAUCGACUGGAGCCAAGUUUCACUUCGACUGAAAAAAAUAUACAUAAAUACAUGCAUACAGUAUAUAAAUAUAUAUAUCACCUCUGCUUUAUUUUUACAAUUAGGCCCCGUUCUGAAAUCUGUUUCCUUUUUUCUCACAUUCUAAUUCAACGAUAAAUGAUGACCUACAUAGCUAUCGAUGCUCUUUGCACUCAGAGAUCUCCUGCCUCCACCAGCUCAUUCCCAUUGUUGGGAAUGCCUGCUCAAUGGUUACUGUUAAGACAGACUACCUGAAUGUUUGACCCAUUCUCUCUGUCAUCUCUUUCAAAUGGUCUGUCCUCCCUCCUUCCUCAUCACAUUUGUAUUUUUUUUUUUUUUUUUUUUUUGAGGAAGUAAGAGAGGAUAAACGCCCCGAGUUCGGUUCCUGUACCAGUUUAAAAAAAAGCGAGGUGGAUAAUUUGACCCUUAGAGACACAAAUGCAGAAUUACAUUUUGAAGAAAGAAAAUUAGUUUGCUGCUUUUGCCGAGGGCCUGUUCUGUGUUUUAUAUAAUGUGGCUAGUCUUCCAUUGCUAUUUAUGUUGCUAGUUGAUGACUUGGAGUAGCUUUCCAUUUCUCACAAUCUUGCCCAGUCAUUCCCCUUGUGGUUUGAGUAACAUUUAGUGUUUAUUGGGCAAUGUAAUUUGCUCAUGUUUGAAAAUGAUGGAACCUACAACCUGAUAAGCGAUGGCAAAUUUCCUUUAAUUUUGUCUACAGCUACAGAGCUCUGUGAACACUUUAAAAUCAUUCCUUUGGGCAAGUUAAAAAGGCUUCUGCUUACAUUUCUAUGUGAACUCAAAUGAAAACAGAUGCAGGCGAAACUCAUCUCUGUCCUGAAUCGCUGAACAUCCAUCCUGAGAGAUUUACUUUGGUAAUUAGGGGUUACUUGCACAAAUGGACUGGGAACGUUAAACCAGAAAGUUUAGUUUCAGUUUGUUAAAUGUUCUUUGUUCGUUUCUGUUUUUGGUUUAUAAAUUUAAAAAGAAUCAGAAUUUCUCACUGUUAUUAGAAGGGUUUCUAGCAAUGCAAAAUCUUAUUGUUACGGAUCUUUAGAGAAACCUGAAGCCGUAUUUCAUGCAUGAGUUUCCAACGUGAUUCAUCCUAGCUUGACUGUUCACUGUUUCCCAUUUACAGAGGAAAUCAUGUCCACGAAAACCCUGCAUGUCUGUGGAAUUUCCACCUGACGUGCGGAAACGUGUAAAUUGGAUAAGCUGACCCUUUAAGUUUCUAUUUGGCAAUUGAUGCUUUUUUUAACUAUAUCAUGUCAUAAAUCAUGAUUAAUUUUGUCCAAAGGGUUAAAAAAAAAUGCAGAAGCCGUUGUGUUGUUGUGUGUACAAUAAGAGUGUUACUUGGGUCCAAAUGGUGAAAACAGUCAGGUGGGACAAAGACUAACUCAAAAACAUGAUUUCAUGCUGGUCAGGUUAACUCCAUUUUCACAAUAAAGUUCUGAGUGGAUUUCU
This is a messenger RNA of Austrofundulus limnaeus, 2956 nucleotides long. RefSeq names its product Golgi phosphoprotein 3. The transcript is spliced from 5 exons. Lineage: Eukaryota; Metazoa; Chordata; Actinopteri; Cyprinodontiformes; Rivulidae. The coding region runs from base 193 to 1077 and encodes 294 amino acids. The record is from RefSeq and is a predicted model, not a curated record. Gene Ontology annotation, cellular component: cytosol; trans-Golgi network; Golgi cisterna. Gene Ontology annotation, biological process: retrograde vesicle-mediated transport, Golgi to endoplasmic reticulum; Golgi to plasma membrane protein transport; Golgi organization. Gene Ontology annotation, molecular function: phosphatidylinositol-4-phosphate binding.